UGCGCCCGGUGUGAGCUCUCACGCUCGGACCGGGGAGCGCCGGGGGUCCGGGCCGGAGAAACCGGCUUCCACCUCGCCGCCGCCGCCGCUCUUUUGUCUGCUCCCGUGUGCCGUAGAGGGAGGCGGGCGCGUCCCUAGCAACCGUUAGGCGGGCGGGCGGAGAGUCCCGCCUCCGGAAACCAGGCAUUGGUCCGUGCCGCCUGUCCAUCGGCGAGUGGCGCGUAGCGAUUGGCUGGAGUGGAAGCCUGCCGGCUCGCUCCCGGCGGCGGGAAAGCGCGGUGGGACCCUCGGCCGGCCAGCCUGUGCCGGACAGCGGCUGCCAGCCCCAGGGACCCUCCGGCCUGACCUGGAUUUCCGCGUCCUGCCUGGAGCCCGCAGGUGCCCGGCACCAUGGAGGCCCAGACCAUGCCAGUCUGGGAUGAAGAGCCAUCAAGCCUGCACCCCUGCUCCCCGCCCCUCGGUCUGCAGAUGCCCGCCAUGUCGGAGCCCAGCACGUCCCUGCCCUCGGCCCACAGACACCUGAGCAGGAGGAAGGGGCUCUCCAAACUCUGCCAGAGCAGGAUGACGCUCUCCGGAGACCGCUGGAGCUCCUACUGCCUGUCGUCCUUGGCGGCCCAGAACAUCUGCGGGGGCACCUUGCUGUGCCCGGCGGCCGAGCAGGAGCCCAGCUCCCUGGGCAGCACCUCCUGCUGCUCCCUGCUGCGCCGCCUGUCCCUGGGCUACUCGGCGCCUCUGCUGCCCGCCCCCGUGGCCAACCCCAACAAGGCCGUGUUCACAGUGGAUGCCAGAACCACAGAGAUCCUGGUUGCCAACGACAGGGCGUGCCGACUCCUGGGGCACAGCAGCCGCAGCCUCAUCGGCCAGAGGCUCACACGCUUCUUCCUGAAGCCGGACGCGGCAGUGGUGCGGGCCCUGAGCGAGGAGCACGUGGAGGCCGACGGGCGCGCCGCCGUGGUCUUUGGCACCGUGGUGGACAUCCUGGGGCGAGACGGAGAGAAGGUCCCGGUGUCUGUGUGGAUGAGGCGGUUGCGGCAGGAGCGGCGGGCGUGCUGCGUGGUGGUGCUGGAGCCCGUGGAGCGCCUGGCCGCCUGGGCCGCCUUUCAACAGGACGGCACCAUCGUGAACUGUGACACCCUCUUUGCUCACCUGCACGGCUAUACAAGCACAGAAGAGGUGGCCGGCCAGCCUGUCACGCACCUCAUCCCGUCCCUGCAGCUGCCCCCCGAUGGGGGUACCAUCCCCCAGGAGCUGCGCAUCCAGAGGUCCGUGGGAAGGGCCCGUGACGGUACCACCUUCCCGCUGAGCCUGAAGCUCAAGGCCGGUGGCUGUGAGGGCCAGGAUGGUGGCGCCCCUGAGGGCGGCUUCUCGGCGUCCAUCUGGGUGUUCUCCACUAUCAGCGGGCUGCUCACCCUGCUGCCCGACGGCACCAUCUAUGGCAUCAACCACAGCUUCGCCCUCACACUUUUUGGUUACGGGGGCAGCGAGCUCCUGGGCAAGAACAUCACCUUCCUGAUCCCCGGCUUCUAUCGCUACAUGGACCUCACGCAAGAUGGCUCCCUGAUGCUGCCCGAGCCGCCUGGCGGCCACCAGAAUGGGCCAGCGUCCACGGAGCCCCCUGUUGGCUGGAGUCUGGCAGACAUGGCCGAAGGCCUGGGGGACGGCGUCGUGCUUGCCGGGGACCCCCUCCUGCUGCAUGACGACACCCAGACGUCUUCGAGAAGCCAGGAGGUGGUGAAGCACACGGACACUGGGGGCGGCCACCCCAGGUCUCCGCCCUCGUCACCCGCACUGGGGGUACACAGCAGCCCCGGAGGGGGACAUGCAGUCCAGGACAGACCAUUGGCCGAGGACCCUCGGAGUGUUCCGGAGGGUAACCUAGCAGCCUGGAGUGAAAGGACUUUGCCUGCUGGCCACCAGGACCUUCCGGAAGGGACCUGGCCAACCCAAAGCCCACGGGCUGUGCCCGGCGUCCAGCCGCGGGCUGUCUCGGCAGAAGGUGCCAAAGGUGCCCAGCAGCGCCUUCUGGAAGGAAGCGGGUCUGAACGGGCCGGCACGAAGCCCCUCGCACCCAGGGCCGGUGCUGCAGAUGCAGAUGGGGCCGGGGGCCGCAGAGCCGGUGCGCCUGAUUUCCCCGGCAGGGACCAGGAGCCGCCGUGGGCCGGGGAGGACUUCCACAGCACCCACGGGACAGACCCCUCCUCCCGGGAUCCGGACAGCGGGGACCUCCUGCAGGCCACCCGCUCAUGCAGCUCCUCUGCCUGCUACGCGCUGGCCACGGACCUCCCGGGUGUGCCCGACCCCGCGCUGCAACGCCCGCCUGGCGCCAGCCCCUUCCCCUGGGACCUCGGCCUCAACCAGCGCACCCGGCACCUGGCCCAUGCCCCCACUGAGCCAGGGGGCUCCCGGUCCCCGUCCCCGUCCCCGUCCCCGUCCCCAGUCGACUACUGCCUGGAUGAGCGGGAGCUGCUGCUGCUGGCUGGCACCUGUGGACACCUGGGCGCGGCCUGGCGCUUCUGCAGCCGGGGGCUGGACGGGGCCUCCGAGAGCCGGGCCACGGGGCAGGACCUUCAGGUGACCUCCACGCCCGUCAGAGGGGACAGUCUGGCCCCCACGGACCCCCCCUGUGAGAUCCAGGAAGGCACCUUUCUGGGUAGCUGCUGCCACCGAGACGGAUCCCAACUGAGUGUGCAGUUUGAGGUGCGCCGGGUGGAGCUGCAGGGCACAGCCCCCCUCUUCUGCUGCUGGCUGGUCAAGGAACUUCUGCACGGCCACCGCCUGCUGCUGGCCAGCCUGCCCGGCUCCUCCCACUCUGUGAGCGAGCAGCCCGCUGGCCCGGGCGAGGUGCUCCGGGCCAAGCCCUGGUCUGAGGAGGCCCCGAAGGCGGCAGAACUGGAAGGGCUGGCGGCCUGUGAGGGGCCCUACAGUGUGCGCUACAGCACGCUCAGCCCGCUGGGCAGUGGUGCCUUUGGCUUCGUGUGGACGGCGCUGGACAAGGAGGACAACAGGGAGGUGGUGGUGAAGUUUAUCAAGAAGGAGAAGGUCCUGGAGGACUGCUGGGUGCAGGACCCCCAGCUGGGGAGAGUCACGCUGGAGAUCGCCAUCCUCUCCCGGGUGGAGCACGCCAACAUCAUCAAGGUGCUGGACGUCUUCGAGAACCAGGGCUUCUUCCAGCUGGUGAUGGAGAAACACGGCUCUGGCCUGGACCUCUUUUCCUUCAUCGACCACCACCCCUGCCUGGACGAGCCCCUGGCCAGCUACAUCUUCCGCCAGCUGGUGUCGGCGGUGGGCUACCUGCGCUCCCAGGGCAUCCUCCACCGCGACAUCAAGGACGAGAACAUCGUCAUCGCCGAGGACUUCAGCAUCAAGCUCAUCGACUUCGGCUCGGCCGCCUACCUGGAGCGCGGGAAGCUCUUUUACACCUUCUGCGGCACCGUGGAGUACUGUGCGCCCGAGGUGCUCGUGGGAAACCCUUACAGGGGGCCCGAGCUGGAGAUGUGGUCGCUGGGCGUCACGCUGUACACGCUGGUCUUCGAGGAGAACCCCUUCUGCGAGCUGGAGGAGACCAUGGAGGCGGCCAUCAACCCCCCGCACCUGGUGUCAGCAGACCUCAUGGACCUCGUGUCUGGCCUGCUGCAGCCCAUCCCUGAGCAGCGCAUCACCCUGGAGAGGCUGGUGGCCCACCCCUGGGUGACGCAGCCUGUGAACCUGGCAGACUACACCUGGGACCAGGUGUACCGCGUGCAUCGGCCGGGCAGUGGAGUGCUGUCCCCUGUGAGUCCAGACAGGCCCCCCAGCGAGCUGGCGCAGACACUGGAGGCAGGGGGCAGCCCCUGGCCCUCAGGGAGCCCCGAGUUCCGCCGCCUGCCCCCACACAGUCCAGAAGCCAGCACUCCCAAGUCCCCUGCCUGGAGACACCGCCAGUCCCCAGGACCCGUGCCCCGGUUCCCUCCUGCAGACGUGACGUCACUGUAAGCUGUCAGACGCAGCGUGGGCUUCACGGUGGGUUCAGCCCAGACUCUCGAAGGGGGCUGCCCUUGCGAGCUCUGCAGAAGAUGCUUGUCACCUUCACCCUGGGCUGCCCCAGUGGCCACACUGCCUCAGUGUUGACGACCUCUCGUUUCCAGAUUAAAGGACUUUGCUAGUGA
Molecule: messenger RNA, 4145 nt
Organism: Erinaceus europaeus (western European hedgehog)
Lineage: Eukaryota; Metazoa; Chordata; Mammalia; Eulipotyphla; Erinaceidae
Gene: PASK
Product: PAS domain containing serine/threonine kinase
Exons: 18
Coding region: 391-3972 (1193 amino acids)
Biological process (GO): protein phosphorylation; negative regulation of glycogen biosynthetic process; intracellular signal transduction
Cellular component (GO): cytoplasm; cytosol; nucleus
Molecular function (GO): ATP binding; protein serine/threonine kinase activity
Source: RefSeq, a predicted model, not a curated record